Messenger RNA from Prunus avium (sweet cherry), 812 nucleotides. The record is from RefSeq and is a predicted model, not a curated record. Lineage: Eukaryota; Viridiplantae; Streptophyta; Magnoliopsida; Rosales; Rosaceae.
AACAUUCUGUGAUGGGUCAUCCUGGACCUAUUGCUUCUGAUCUAAUAACAAAUGGUCGAAAUAUGAAUUUUUCCAAUCAGCUCCCAGUCGAUGCAAUGGCUAGGCCUGGACGUGAAACAGCUCAUUUACCUCCAGACGCUUCCAACACUUUAUAUGUUGAAGGACUUCCUCCUGACAGCACAAAGAGAGAAGUAGCUCAUAUCUUUCGUCCUUUUGUGGGCUAUAAAGAAGUGAGGCUUGUGAGCAAAGAGUCCAAACAUCGUGGUGGGGAUCCUCUUAUCCUUUGUUUUGUGGACUUUGAAAGUCCAGCCUAUGCAGCAACUGCUCUGAGUGCCUUGCAAGGUUAUGAAAUGGAUGAACACAGUCCUGAUUCUAAUUACUUGCGGCUGCAGUUUUCCCGGUUCCCGGGUCCAAGAUCUGGACCUGGAUCCCGUAGUAAGAGGUGAAUAGGCAUUGGGUAAUGAGAGACAUCUAUGUUGAAGUAAUGCAGAUUGCAUUAGCUUUUAUACAUUGCCUAUAUGUAUGCUUCUUUCUGGAGUGGUAACCACAUUGUACCCCAAAUAUACAAUGUCAAAUUGCUCAGGCUUGGGCACUAAUUGUAAGUACUUGAAAUGCACAGUAUCUAAGUAGUGAAAUCAAGAAAAGUUUCAUAGUUAUGUAAUUAAACACAGAUAUCUAAUUUUGCAUUUACAUUUCUACCCAAUUUCUUAAAGAAGUGUUAUAUUCUUAUUGUAGAUAAGGGAUUCUGAAUGUCUUCUUCCUUUUGACACAUUAUGGCAAUUGAAUUAUAAAGUUUGACUGGUUUGGAUGAA